Molecule: messenger RNA, 1026 nt
Organism: Lactuca saligna
Lineage: Eukaryota; Viridiplantae; Streptophyta; Magnoliopsida; Asterales; Asteraceae
Source: the annotation of a GenBank genome assembly
AUGAAGGGUGUAUCGAGGAAAAUGGUGCUCACAUUGUGGUCUUUACGUCCACGCUACACCCAACCACCUGACCUAUGUAAUGAAUAUAGUUCUAUUUCAAUCUUUUGCACAUUCAAGAUAAAUCAUGUAGGUUCGUUUACAAAUACGGUAUAUGCAAGGUCAUACAUAGAUGGGCUUGUUGAUCAUUUUGAUUUUGUGGACAUGGAUGUGUUUUCAGUCCACGAGUUAGAUGAUAUGAUGGCAGUUUUAGGAGUAGUCCAUUACUUUAAGUCCCUAGUGAAGGUUCGUAUUGAGGAAGUUGAAGGGAAUGAUUCUCCUGAACUGAAUAGGGUUAAAAUGAAAAGGAAAUCAAUUGGUUCAUGUAGUAAAAAGUUGGAUUUGAAUGAGUCCACUAAUUUGUCAAAGUUAAUUGUACCCUAUGAACCUGUAAUCAACAAAAAACACUCAGUUGAUCGAGAGAGUGAUCUCUUUAAGGGGUACAGUUUGAGGAUAACCAUGGUAAAAAAAAAUGUUGACACAGGAGAUGAGCACCAACCAAAAGGGAAUGUUGAUCUAGUGGAUGAUUAUGAGGUAAUGGGGGAUGUGGAUGCAGAAUAUGGUGGGGGGGGAAAUCUACAUGAUGUUGAGUUUUUUGAGGAUGAAUACAGUGGUAGUAAGGAAAGUGUUCAAAAAACCACCAAAGAAACAAGUGGUAGUGGUGUUGACUUUACUGAAGGUGAAGAUUUGGAGGUCAUAGACCCGGAAUCGUUUGAGUCACCUAUUGUAGAUGAAGAUAACAGCAGAGAGAGGAUGUUGAGAGACAUAAGAAAGGAAAAAAGUUGUUCUGAGGGUUUAGUUCAUCAAAAGGCUUUCACAUUAGGACAGAAGUUCAAAACAAAGAAAGAUGUGAAAGAAUAUAUAAACAAACAUGCAGUAGAAACCAAAAGGGGUUCACAUUUUGAAAAAAAUGACAAAACAAGGAUUAGGGAUAUGUGUAGAGGAGUGGUCUCAGAUAUGACAUCUGAAUGGAAAAAUACAAGGUGGUAG